Molecule: messenger RNA, 1140 nt
Organism: Fopius arisanus
Lineage: Eukaryota; Metazoa; Arthropoda; Insecta; Hymenoptera; Braconidae
Gene: NC2beta
Product: negative cofactor 2beta
Exons: 2
Coding region: 236-739 (167 amino acids)
Biological process (GO): RNA polymerase II preinitiation complex assembly; negative regulation of transcription by RNA polymerase II
Cellular component (GO): negative cofactor 2 complex
Molecular function (GO): RNA polymerase II general transcription initiation factor activity; TBP-class protein binding; protein heterodimerization activity
Source: RefSeq, a predicted model, not a curated record
CGUAAUUUUAGUCUAACGAAAACACGAUUAGUAACAAUCUGGUCGAAAAUUCGUAUUUAGUUUCCAGAUUAUCCCAGACACCAUCAAAUUAUCAUAAUUAGUUGAGAGUUAUGAUUAUUAAACAGUGGGAUCAAUAAUUGUUGACAAUUCAUUGAUUAUCAGUGAAGUGUAGCCCAGUCUACUGAGGCCUUCACAUAAACAUAACCUACCACCUAUUGUCAGUUCAACGAUACAGAUGGCCUCGGCAGCAAUAUCCCCCACAGAGGAUGACGACCUCACCCUACCACGUGCCUCUCUCAACAAAAUGAUCAAAGAGAUCCUUCCCCACGUUCGAGUAGCCCACGAAUCUCGUGAGUUGAUUCUCAACUGCUGCACCGAGUUCAUCCACUUGAUUUCAUCUGAAGCAAACGAAAUAUGCAAUCAGCAGCAGAAAAAAACAAUAAAUGCUGAGCACGUGCUGCAGGCACUGGAGAAAUUGGGAUUUGGGGAUUACAGUGCUGAAGCCGAAAUUGUCCUGAGGGAUUGUAAAGCAGUGGCUGCCAAAAGACGACGACAGAGUACUCGUUUGGAGAAUCUUGGGAUACCUGAAGAGGAAUUAUUGAGACAACAGCAGGAGUUGUUUGCUAAAGCGAGGGAAGAACAGGCUGUGGCUGAACAACAGCAGUGGCAGCAGCUGCAAGCUGUUGCUCAAAUGGCUUCGAUGCAGCAGGCUGACAGUGAACAGGAAGAUUAUUCAUAGAACUGAGAAAAUUUCUCCAUUUUUUGAAGGCCUCCAGGCAUCUACGUGAUAAUUGCGAUUAGUAAUUCGUCAUUACUGAGUUUUUUUUUAUGCAAAAAAGUUUCACUGGCAAUGAUAAAUUACAUUGGAAAUAAUCCAAAAACAAAUGGCAAGAGAUUUUUCAUAGAUGAAUGAAUUUAUUAAAAAUAUCCCUGACAUUUUCUACAGAAUUCAAUUGAUAUUCAUUCCCAUUUAUUAUAAAUUCUAUUGAUCAUUUUGUUAAUAAUGAGCGAUGUUUGUAUUAAAUGUCAAGGAAUUUUUCGAAUAUCGAUAUUCAUAAUGUGAAGUAAUCAUUUCAUUUCAGCAUUCAAUCAUGAUAAACACUAAUUUCCAUUCUUCAAUUAAUUUCUGUCUUAGUAAUG